This is a messenger RNA of Elaeis guineensis (African oil palm), 1915 nucleotides long. RefSeq lists its product as uncharacterized. The record is from RefSeq and is a predicted model, not a curated record. Lineage: Eukaryota; Viridiplantae; Streptophyta; Magnoliopsida; Arecales; Arecaceae.
CAAGAAAGUUUGGUGGAACAACUUCCUCCCAUUUCAGUAAAAAAAGAAAAAAAAACAUAUAGAAUUCGAAAGAAAAAUUUUAUCCGAAUCCUCGUCGGAUCAUAAUUACGUCUAGGUCCAACCGUCCUUCGUAUCCCAGGCGGUUCUAAUUUUCUAAUCCCUUUUCGACAAGCCCACCUCGCGUUAAAAACUCGUCGCUGCUUCUCGCGUCUCCUCCGGCGGUCCUCCCGCCGGCGCGAUGGAUGCUCACCACGCAUCCCUAGGACGACGAAGGUUGGAAGAGAUCCGCCAAAAGAGAGCUGCCGAAAGAUUACACAAAGCCUCGUCUGGAUCCGAUCUGGAAUCCUCCGAUCCAUAUGGGACUUGGAGAUCCGAUGGUGGAAAUCGGGCAGCAGAGACAGAUUCUUAUGCAUUAGUUAAAGAGCUCGAGAACAAAAAUGCAGAAUUAGAAAGAGAAAAUCGGAAGCUUUUGUCAAAGCUUGAAGAAAAGGAAGUUGAAAAUGAUUCAUUGACGAAGCGAAUAAAUGAUCUGGAACAAAAUACCUUGCCUUCCUUGCGGAAAUCUCUCAAGGAUGUUUUUAUAGAAAAGGAUGCAGCAGUUGUUGCGAGGGAGGAUGCUCUGUCCCAACAUCGGACCAUGAAGAAACGGUUGAAGGAGGCAGAAGAGGAGCAGUACAGAGCUGAGGAGGAUGCUGCAUCUUUAAGAGCAGAAUUAAAUUCACUACAGCAACAAGGAAUGGGGAAUUCUUUUAGUAGCAUCCCUUUAAGUGACUCAACAGAGCAAAUUCUUGUCAUGGAAAAAGAAAUAAUGGAUUUGAAGACUGAGUUACAGCAAGAGUCACUGUUGAGGCAACAAGAGCAACAAAAACUAGCUGAAGAGCAGCUUCGAACUUCUUCCCUUAUGUCUGAGAAGCAGGAGCUGGAAGAUAGACUUGCAGUUUUGACCAAAAAGAUUUCAGAAGACUCUUCAGAUUUAGCUGCUCGCAAGGGACUCUCUGUGAAAGACAAGGAGAAACUUGAAAAACAGCUGCAUGAUAUGGCAAUAAUGGUUGAGAGGCUUGAGAACAGUCGACAGAAACUAUUGAUGGAGAUUGAUUCACAAUCUUCAGAGUUAGAAAGGUUAUUUGAAGAGAACUCUAAUUUGUCUGCUUCUUAUCAAGAUGCAUUAGGACUUGCAGGGCAGUGGGAGAGCCAGGUGAAAGACUGUCUGAAGCAGAAUGAAGAGCUUCGUCACCAAUUGGAUAAGCUGAGAACUGAACAAAUCAACCCACUGCAAGCAACUGAUAAUACUGCCCAGUCAUACAUGGAAACUGAGAGAGGAACUAUACCUGAUCCAUCAGAAUCUGGUGCUGAAAAUUUGUUGCUUAAGGAUCAACUUGUCAAGGAAAAAGGCAGAGCCGAGGCACUGGCUGCAGAGGUUAUGAAGCUCACGGCUGAACUUAGACGUGCAGUCCAAGCACACAACAAUCUCACACGCCUCUAUAGACCAGUACUACGAAACAUAGAGAAUAACCUAAUGAAAAUGAAGCAAGAAACCUUUGCAUAAAAUGGUGAUCAUUGUGGAGCCAAAGAAUAGCCUAUAAAUUUUGUGUUCAGGGAUAUGCCAAUUGAGAUCCAUGAACUGAUGCAGUUGGUGGCUAUUGGAGCAUGAUGAGCCUACUCCUUAUCCAGAAGGUGAUCGAUAAAUGUUGUGGCUGCUUUUCAGAGUUUGGUGCUUGAAGUCCUCAAUUUGAUCAUUUUAAAAUUUUCAAUUCAGUUUAUUCUAGGUUUUAGAGUUCUUGAUAUUGACGAGCGCUUCACCAUGUAUACAAUAAGUGGGCUUGUGGUAUGUACUACAAAAUUUUGUGCAAGGAAACAUACUUGUGUCAAAUGAUCGCAUUUCAGCUGGUUAAUCGAUUGGAGUUUGUCUCUCACA